Molecule: messenger RNA, 1447 nt
Organism: Malus domestica (apple)
Lineage: Eukaryota; Viridiplantae; Streptophyta; Magnoliopsida; Rosales; Rosaceae
Source: RefSeq, a predicted model, not a curated record
UCACUCCAGAAACACAGCAAUUUUCCCAAUAUCUUUCUUUUCAUUUUUUUGAUGUGGGGUUUUGAUUUCUUCGAGGAUUUUGGGAUUUACUUGUUUGUUUCUUUUUUUCUUUCUUUAAAAUUCACUUGCUGGGUGGGUUGAGCAAGAAGGUAUCAGCUGCUUCAGAAAAGGCUGGAACAGAGCAAGACCAAACCGACUUCUUUUCUAUUUUUCAGAAAUGAUUGGCCCAGUAGCAAUAGCUUUGACUGUGGGUCUUCUUGGAUGGGCUUAUCAGGCACUAAAGCCUCCCCAUCCCAAAAUAUGUGGAUCGCCGGACGGUCCUCCUGUCACUUCUCCUAGAGUAAAACUCAGUGAUGGGAGGCAUUUGGCUUACAGGGAAUUGGGAGUUCCAAAAGAAGAGGCGAAACACAAGAUCAUCGUCAUUCAUGGCUUUUUAAGUUCCAAAGAUAUGAGUUUGCCCGUCACUCAAGAACUCAUAGAGGAGUUAAGGAUAUAUUUCCUGUUCUUUGACAGAGCUGGCUAUGGAGAGAGUGAUCCAUAUCCUUCACGUUCUGUGAAGAGCGAAGCUUUUGAUAUUCAAGAGCUAGCUGACAAGUUGCUGAUUGGGUCUAAAUUUUAUGUAAUCGGAAUCUCAAUGGGAGCUUACCCUGUUUGGAGUUGCUUGAAAUACAUACCACACAGAUUGUCUGGAGCUUCCCUGGUAGUUCCCUUUGUGAACUACUGGUGGCCUCGUUUUCCUGCUGAUCUAUCAAGAGAGUCCCUUGGUACGCUGCAGCUAUCAGACCAAUGGACAUUCCGAGUUGCACAUUACACUCCUUGGUUAUUCCAUUGGUGGAUGACCCAGAAAUGGUUCCCUUCACUAAGUAUCUUGGCUGGGAAUAACGCAAUUUUCUGCCCGAAAGAUGUAGAGAUGUUGCAGAAACUCUCAGAAACACCAAGUCUUGGUCAGGAAAAGAUUACGCAGCAAGGAGAGCACGAAUCACUGUUCCGAGACAUACUGGCUGGUUAUGGAAAAUGGGAAUUCGACCCCUUGGAUCUCAGCAAUCCCUUCCCUGACAACGAGGGAUCAGUUCACAUUUGGCAAGGCUAUGAGGACAGGAUCAUUCCUUACAAACUAAACCGUCAUAUUGCAGAGAAGCUUCCCUGGAUUCAUUACCAUGAAGUUCCUGAUUUUGGGCAUUUUCUGAUGUUCGACAAGAACCAAUGUGAAGCCGUUUUGAAGGCACUUUUGCUUGGAUUAUGAACUCCCUAAGUAGCAAGUCUUUCAUGAAUGCUGCAAUGUGUAUUACAUAUAAAGAUCUUCUGUAUUUUAUUGCAAUGUAAAACUUAAUCAUCAGCUUACUUCUCUGGCACAAAUAAUUCAUAAGUUGUUCGGCAUGAUUGUACAUAUCUGCUGUAUCGAAAGUCCUCUUCGGAGCGGAAAUGUACCGUAAUCUGAUUCACGUCA